Syngnathus typhle (broad-nosed pipefish) is the source of this 2972-nucleotide messenger RNA. RefSeq names its product endothelial cell adhesion molecule a (gene esama). Gene Ontology annotation, cellular component: adherens junction; plasma membrane. Gene Ontology annotation, biological process: homophilic cell-cell adhesion. Gene Ontology annotation, molecular function: cell-cell adhesion mediator activity. The transcript is spliced from 7 exons. The coding region runs from base 358 to 1716 and encodes 452 amino acids. The record is from RefSeq and is a predicted model, not a curated record. Lineage: Eukaryota; Metazoa; Chordata; Actinopteri; Syngnathiformes; Syngnathidae.
CUACAUCUGUGAGAGAGGUGUAGCGCACGACGUCCCAGUGGUGAAGCUGCUGAUCCAUCCAUCCAUCCAUCCAUCCAUCCAUCCAUCGCUUUUGAACUUUUUCCUCCACCUUUCUUUCCAGUCGAGGGCCAAUCAAUCAUUGGUGGACUGAGGGUGUCUCAGGCGGCUUCCAUAUUUCCUCACCUGAAGUGUCCCUUGACCAUCUGACACCUACCUGUGCGGGGAGGCAGAGCCAAGCACCUGGAGUGCUGUGUCGGAGCCCACCAAAAAAAAGAAGGGAAGAGAAAAAGAGAGAGAGAGAGAGAGAGCACCCGAGAGUGUUGAAGGAAGGACUGCGAGACUGUGGCGACCUGAAACAUGGAGGCUACUUUGUGGAAACUUACUGUGCUGUCAUUUACCUGCCUGUUGGGGUUGUCAGGCAUUUGGGCGGAGAUCCUGAUGGCCCAAACUCAAAUGGAUGUACUGCAGGGUCACAUGGUGGUCUUGAAGGCGUCAUACAACACGGUGCCUGGCGAUAAUGACCUGAGCACAAACACCAUCCUCUGGAACUUUGUUUCUGACAACACUCACUUGAUCAUCGCUUACACCAAAGGCUCCAUAAGCGUGGGGAGUGUUGCGUUCAAGGGCCGAGUCGGAUUCACCUCUAGCAUGCCCUCUCGUGACGUGUCUCUGUUCAUCAACAACACCCGGGAGUCCGAUUCGGGACGUUACCUCUGCCAAGUCAUCAUCCCCGAUAAACCUGGCCUCACUGCCGAGCUCAGCCUGGACGUCAAAGUGCCCCCUGCUGUCCCAAAGUGCACUUUAUCCGGGGAACCGGUGCAGAAAGGGAACGUGACUCUGAGCUGCAAGUCCAACAGCGGCAAGCCGAUCCCAUUGUAUAAGUGGAAGAGAACAAGUCCCACCUCGGAGGUUUUCUUCUCCCCCAUGCUCAAUGAGAAGACGGGCCUUCUGAAGCUGAGUAACCUGAGCAGUAACAUGUCAGGGAAGUAUGUGUGCAAUGCCAGCAAUGAAGUCGGAUCUGAAAUCUGCUUCAUCAACCUGGAGAUUUCCAAUCCCAAUAAAGUUGGAGUGAUUGUUGGCGCCACUGUGGGCACAGUGGUUGGCAUCCUCUGCCUUUUACUCAUUUUCGUCUUUUUCCUUAAGAAGACCAAGCAACGGGACAAUGAAGAUGACCUGGCUAAUGAAAUCAAAGAGGACGCUCAGGCUCCCAAACGCGUGUCCUGGGCUAAAAGCGGAAUGGGUUCCGACAUCAUCUCAAAGAACGGCACCUUGUCCUCCAUCGCCUCCAGCCCGCAACACAGAGAGCAACACAACCACCACCAUUUGCAGCAUUCGCAGCACUACCCCCAGCGCCCUCCGUCCGACACGGGCUCCGUGGUCACGGCCACCGGCAGCGUAGCCGGCUACCGUCCUUCCCGCCAUCAGGGAGUGUCCACCCCGACGCACUACGGCUACAACAACGACGCCACCCUACCGCGCGACUCUUCGGAGGCCAACGGGGGGGGGUCCCAAGGCAGACCGGAACGUUACACCCAGCUGCCACAGGCGCAGAUGCUCCCGCAAAGCUUUAGCCAUCCUCCUCACUUCCAAGUUCCGGCCACUCCGCCGCCUCCGCCGCUUCCCUCGUCCACCACACUCACAGGCUCCAACAUCAGCCGCAUGGGUGGGGUGCCCAUUAUGGUGCCUGCGCAGAACCAGGCCGGAUCUCUUGUCUAAUCGCCAUUACCUCAAGUCCCCUUGACCUUCUUGGGAGGGUCCACCUGGAGUUCUUUUUCAUGGAGGACUGGGUUCUUGGUAUUUAGCAAAGCUUAUUAAGAUGUUAGGACUCACUCCUGGUGGUUGAAGUCUUUUAUUUAUAGUCAUCACGCACUGUCUAGCUAGCUACAUUGUUCAAUCUUUUCUACCUUACAAUUUUUACAUUUUUUAUUGUGUCAUUCAAUUUCAACAGCUUUUAUUUGUUCUAUUUCCAAUGUCGUUUCUUUUAGACAUAACGAACCAUUUAUUCAGCUACUUUCUAAGCAGAGCACUAUUUUGGGUUGCUCAGUUGUAACUUGACACAUGGAGGCCUUCAUGUUUUGUUAGCUGUUAAGCUUCAGCGACUCUAGCUACAAUUGUGAAAUGUCACUUGUUAAGUGAAAAAGACUAAACGAAACGAAAGAUGCCCAGCCGUUAAAACGAUUACUCAUAAAUCUUGAGGGCAUUGCAGCAAAAUUGUACAAACGUCGUACUCCCCCUAACAGAGUGACAAAGUUAUUUUGAGUAACCACAAUUUUAUUUGCAAGCAGCACAAGAAAUGUAAAUAUGCUAUUUAUUUUAUUUUUGUUGUUAGUAUUACAGUGAGAAAAGUAUGAACGCUGCAACAGUAAUGCGGGUAUAAACUGAGAUUAUGUGUUAAGUUAUUUCUGCCUUGAACACUGGAUACUGAACCAAAGAAAAACAGUACACAUACUUAUGUUCAUUACAUGCUUUGCUUUCUUUGAACAAGACAUUUCGAUGUGGUUAGAAAAAAAAGAAGCAUUAAAUGUGUGCGGCAUUGUAUAAAACAAUCCAAUAUUCGAGGUUGUCUUGACACUGGCAUUGUACUGGCCCCUUCUGGAAGUGAAAUUGUUCAUUGAUUUUAUCUCAACGCUGUGCAAGAAUGAAAAGAAAAAUGUUUGACGAGAAGAACUACUUGGAUUAUAUAAAUGCAGCGACAAUUCAUCAACGGCAGUAUUGAACAGAACAGAAUUGAUUGAAAACAUCUCCAACAGUAUUUUUGGAUGUUCUAAAGAAACUAUGUUUUUUAUGAUCGAUUGUUUUUAUUUUCUUUUAAACUGAAGUGCUAUCAACUAAAAUGGACAAACUGGAGGCCAAAUGUGUUUAUUGCUGACGGUGGUCUCAGUUUUAGACAAGAUGUGCACUUGUAUCUAUCUUCCAUAUUCUUAUUUGUAAAAAUGCUUUGUAUAAUAUUUUCAAUUAAAAAUUCUAAGAGA